UUCCACGACGUCUCACCUCAAGCCUUACGCGCCGUAGACGUGUACAUACAUACCCUGCCUUCCUCAUUCAACUCCAUUGGCACUCUCUCCUCUGUUCAAUAAUCGCUCGACUUAGACUUGAAGCACCGCUUUCCAGACCCCGCCCCCUACAUUAGAGUCGAAACCUUCAAACCUAUACAUCCUGUCGCUGAGCCUCGAAUCUUCUCUCAUUUCGCAGUCCAAACUCCCUUCUACGUUCAUUUUGCUAUGGCGGACGAGGAGGGCGCCUCCCCUCGCGAAUUAAUCCUCGAAGCAUGCCGCCGAAACAACACCUCCCUACUCGAAGAAACAAUAGCAGACCUAGUUUCUGCGGCCCCGAAAGCUGGGAAGAAGCCGACCGAGUAUGUCGCCGAAACGUUGAACAAGGCAUUUGAUGGCGUGGGCAAUGGCUGCUUACAUCUGGCCGCAACCUAUGGAAGCUACGAAGUCCUAGACAUCCUCCUCGACCAAGAAGGCCUCGAAAUCGAUGAACUCGACCGCAUGGAGCUUGACACUCCCCUCCACAAAGCUGUUCGCUACGUCAACUCUCUCGACAAAUCCGAAUGGGCGUCUGCAGGCCACGCCAUCGUCGACAUCCUGCUCGACGCAGGCUGCGAUCCCAGGAUACGAAACAAGGCGAAACUGAAGCCGGUCGAGCUGGUGGAUCCGAGGAACACUGAAUUAAGGAGUAUGUUACAAAAGGGUGAGUUCGCGAUGACAGCGAGUGGGGAUGUGGUGGAGGAGGAUGAUGAUGAUGGACCGACGGGGAGUGCAAGCGAUAGCGAGUAAGAUGAACUAGGUAUCAUGUAUCUGGAGCGAGAAAGCCGAGCUAUCCUACAUUUAGGAGGACCGUCACUACAGGUUGACACGGCAUAGCAUAUUAGAAAGGAGCAUGGAUGGCUUCGUCCCCUCAAGCCCGAUCUGAGACUGCUUGGUAGAGCGCUUCUGAUCUGAGCAUUGUGUUCAAAGCCUUUGAAGCUGCUGUCUGAAGAGGAACUUUGUCCUCAGAAUGACGGCAAGAAUCGAC
Molecule: messenger RNA, 1045 nt
Organism: Lindgomyces ingoldianus
Lineage: Eukaryota; Fungi; Ascomycota; Dothideomycetes; Pleosporales; Lindgomycetaceae
Product: ankyrin repeat protein-like protein
Exons: 3
Coding region: 247-807 (186 amino acids)
Molecular function (GO): protein binding
Source: RefSeq, a predicted model, not a curated record